Molecule: messenger RNA, 798 nt
Organism: Cucurbitaria berberidis CBS 394.84
Lineage: Eukaryota; Fungi; Ascomycota; Dothideomycetes; Pleosporales; Cucurbitariaceae
Exons: 1
Coding region: 1-798 (265 amino acids)
Source: RefSeq, a predicted model, not a curated record
AUGGCAUUUUCAUCGAGAUUGUCGCGUGUUUCGCGCAUUUUGGAUAAUGCCCGCAUCCCUAAACUGCUUGUCCGCUACAAAGGCGCGACUCUAGCAGCUCUUGGGCUCGCCAUCGUCGCCCCGUUUGCCUUUCGAGACUACCAGACGUUCCUAUCGUACGGUCCAGGGGGUUUGCCAUAUAACGUCGUCGGAUGGCUACUAUCCAAUGUAAUGCGUCUUCUCUCUCGCGAACAGCUGUCGACCCGUCCGUACAAAGACAAGAGUCUGUAUCUUUCGGACAGUGCUGGAUCUCUCCCGCCAGGCUUCCCUCCUCGUCGCAAUUCUCCGCGUCCUCGAUUUGGCGUUCAUCCAGUUCCCCAGCGACAGGUGUCACAACUACCAGAUGCAGAGACGCGUCAGGAGCUCAUCGCGCGAUUCACGGCCCUGGGAGAGGCUGCCCAAGAGCUAGGCCUCGUUGAAAUCAAACAAAGCCUGUACGAGCGUCGCCAUUCCGCACUAUUCGUCUCCAAGAAACGCGAGUGGCAUCCAGUUGCACAGGAAACUCGUGGAGAGAUCACGCACGUCCAUGCUGGCUUGGACGGCAGCAUCCACGUGACGCUACACCCGAAAGACUGCAAGAAAGUCAUUGAAGCAGCAUGGGGCCAACGCCACGGUCUCGCGGGUGUCGGAUACGUGCAUCUGCCGAUCACCUACCUCGUGGUGUAUGCCCCGCGGGAUGAGGCGGAAGUCCAGAUCGUCUUGACAAUUGUAAGAGCCUCUAUUGCUUUCAUGGCUGGAUCCACCGAGAUGUUGGAGUAG